This is a messenger RNA of Emiliania huxleyi CCMP1516, 1082 nucleotides long. RefSeq names its product COPE1, epsilon subunit of the coatomer (gene COPE1-1). NCBI's taxonomy places the organism in Eukaryota, Haptophyta, Isochrysidales, Noelaerhabdaceae. Gene Ontology annotation, biological process: retrograde vesicle-mediated transport, Golgi to endoplasmic reticulum; intra-Golgi vesicle-mediated transport; endoplasmic reticulum to Golgi vesicle-mediated transport. Gene Ontology annotation, cellular component: COPI vesicle coat. The record is from RefSeq and is a predicted model, not a curated record. Bases 6 to 869 code for a protein of 287 amino acids. Gene Ontology annotation, molecular function: structural molecule activity; protein binding. The transcript is spliced from 3 exons.
CCGCGAUGGGCGACCUGUACGGGUUGCGGAACGCGCUCUACCUGGGCAACUACCAGCAGGCGGUCAGCGAGGCGAUGAGCCUCGGCGCGAGCACCGAGCGCGACUUUUUCAUGUACCGCGCGCUCAUCGAGCAGGGGCAGCACCGGGUGGUGAUGGACGAGGUGGGGGCGCAGGCGCCGGUCGCGCUGCAGGCGGUCAAGAUGCUCGCGUCGUACCUAUCGGGCGUCUCCAAGGAGGCGGUGGUAGCGCAGCUCAAGGAGUGGCUGACGGACGCGACCGCGCAGGACAACUGGCAGUUGAUCCUCGUGGCGGCGACGGUGUUCCUGCACGAGAGGGACCACAAGGAGGCGCUCAAGAUUUCACACCAGUCCACGCAGAUCGACGUGAUGGCCCUCGUCGUCCAGAUCUACCUACAAAUGGACCGCCCCGACCUCGCGCGCAAGCUGGUCAAGUCGAUGCAGGAGCAGUACGACGACGACACGCUGACAAAGCUCUCGCACGCGUGGACGAGCCUGUGCGAGUCGGGAGGCGAGACGGCGCAGGAUGCGCUGUACGAGUUCCAGGAGCUGGGCGAGAAGUACCACAUGUCGCUCAUGCUGCUCAACGCGAUGGCCUCGUGCAACAUGCACAUGGGCCGCUUUGACGAGGCCGAGAGGCUGCUGCAGGAGGCGCUGUCGCAGUCGCCGAACGACACGACCUCGCUCAUCAACCUGGUGGUCUGCCUCAACCAGCUGCAGAAGCCGGCGGAGGUGAUCGGGCGGUACACCUCCCAGCUCAAGAUCUCCGCACCCGCACACCCGUGGGUCGCGAAGUACGGCGAGCUCGAGACGAGCUUUGACCGGUGCGCCAACCAGCUGAGCAAAGAGUGAGCGCGGCCCCAGGAGUCGGGAGCGGGGCGACAGAUCACGAACCGCUCUGGCCGCGUGCCGGUCUGCGAGAGUGUCUAGAGAGGGCUGUGGUAGGAAUCUGUGGGCUAUGGCCUGGCCAAUUCGGCAAUUGUGCUAUGGUGCACAAGCCUCGCUGCUGACAGGCGGUUCGUGAGUGAAAUUUCAAACUUUCACUUUCACAUGUGAAUUCAUGAG